AUGGGUCAUCCACAUAAGGGAAGCAAUAAGAGAAGAGGCAAGAAACAAAGCCAACCAAUUUCAAAUUUGAAGCAACCUGGAUGCCAAAACCCUACCUUUGGUCAGACUACUGAGGAAUCUAUGGUUUUGAGCAGUUUGAUGAAAACAGAACAGAGUGGGUUGUUUAACUUUACCAUAGUGGAAGAGGAUGAUGAUGCUGCAGUAUUGAUAGGGGAUAUGACAGAUACAACGACCCUUUUGAGUGACGACGAUAAUCGGACAAUACUUCUUUUGAUUUCACAGAUAAUGCUUCAUAUAUCAUGGAAUUCUUCCUACGAGAUAAUACUUGCAGAGGUUCUGAAGACAAUGGAAGCAAUGCCUGAUUUAAGUGAACCCUCCCCCGAGCUUUCCAAUAGUAGAGAGUAUCACAAUUCAAACACAACGAUUGAACCUGUUAGAGCUUAUUUUGAAAAAUGUAGCACACAUUGCCCUGGUAGAACUGCAUACUUACCUUCGUCAUCUAAUCACGAUCUCCAGGGUCAUAUGUCAUGUAUGAGUUGCUAUGGGAGGAGUCAUAUUGAUGUUCUUGCUGGUCUCGGAACUUCCUCUGAACAGACUCAGACUCAGGAUGUUAAAGAAAAGAAUAAAUUAUAUGAACACGACCUUUCUUCCAACAAGAGAAUAGGGGUCCAGUGUGGACCCACCCCCACUGAUGUUGAGAAGAAUUGGCCUGCUUUAUCUCCUAUUAAGCCCUCAUUUGAAUUUUCGAAGAAUAGACAGCAACACAACUCAAACAUAGAAGUUGUUUCGGAUGUUCUUAAAGAAAAUUACGUUUUAAUUGGUGGGGAUUCUUACAUUGCGUCAUCAUCUAAUAGUGAUCUCCAGGAGGGUAAUAUGUCAUUCAAGAGGAGUUGGCUUGAAGCUCUUGUGGGCCCCGAAACUUCUUAUGAACAUACUCUGACUCAGGAAGUUAAAGGAAAGAUUCCAUUACAUGAUCCAAAUAGUUGGGUGAAGGUAGUAAAAAAAGGGUCACACAUGCAAAAACUUGACUAUCUUUCAAAAGACACCGCAAAAAAGCAGCAUAUUCCUGGGGGCGAUUAUAAGAAGUACAGGCAUAAUGCAAAUCAACACUGGGAAAACCAGAAGUCCCUCGUUGAGCAGGCUAGAAAGGCACAUGCAAGUGGAAAAUGGGAUGAGGGGGUAAAUCUCUACGAAAAGGUCAUAGGAGUGGUCUUAGGUUUUAAGCCUGAGCAUCACCUUUCUUGGCGACAUUGUGAUUUACCUCCCCAUGUUUGUCAAGGGUUCAAGUCCCAACAGCCACAAUGUGUGAAAGUUCGGAUUCUAAUAUGGAUUAAGCUCCUUGUAGGCAAGGAUAUGGAAAGAAAGGCUGAGCAAGCUGAUGAAAGGGCUAGCCAGGAUAUUUUUUAUUCAAGGAACAAAAAUAAUAUUGUAGAUUUGAUGACAAUCGAUUUACAUGGACAACAUGUGAAAGAGGGAAUGACGAUACUAAAAUAUCACCUUGCAUUUGGUGUAUAUGGUCGAUCUCUGAGGCGGCUCCGCGUUAUCACCGGAUAUGGGAGUGGAGGAACUGGGCAGUCGAUGCUGAAACUGGCGGUUGUUGAUCUCUUAAAAACGGAGAAAUUUGAGUGGGAGAAAGAAAACGAAGGUAGUCUUCUAAUCAAAUUCGACAUGAAGAAGAGAAAGUUGGGGUUUGUGAAAUUGUAGUUACUCUCAUUAAUCUUUUUUCCUUCCAUUUUUCCUAUGGACAAUUUGUUGUAUGAGAAUGAAACAAAUAUGUGGCCCGUGAGUUCGAUUUCCCAAAACCCUUUUGAACAUCGGUUAAUUUACAAUGCCAGAAAUGAUAAUUAAGC
Lactuca virosa is the source of this 1850-nucleotide messenger RNA. Lineage: Eukaryota; Viridiplantae; Streptophyta; Magnoliopsida; Asterales; Asteraceae. The record is from the annotation of a GenBank genome assembly.